Messenger RNA from Eptesicus fuscus (big brown bat), 1443 nucleotides. RefSeq names its product hyaluronidase 4 (gene HYAL4). Gene Ontology annotation, molecular function: hyalurononglucosaminidase activity. The record is from RefSeq and is a predicted model, not a curated record. The coding region runs from base 1 to 1443 and encodes 480 amino acids. NCBI's taxonomy places the organism in Eukaryota, Metazoa, Chordata, Mammalia, Chiroptera, Vespertilionidae. Gene Ontology annotation, biological process: hyaluronan catabolic process; carbohydrate metabolic process. The transcript is spliced from 3 exons.
AUGAAACUAUUACCUGAAGGACAAUUAAAGUUCUGUGUCCAUUCACUGCAUCUCACCUCAUGGCUGCUCACCUAUUUCUUUCUGAAGUCUACCUCUUCUCUAAAACCUGCCCGGCUUCCAAUUUAUCAAAGGAAACCUUUUGUAGCUGCUUGGAAUGCUCCAAUCGAUAAGUGUUGGAUAAAAUAUAAUAUAAGGCUAAAUUUGAAAAUGUUUCAAAUGAUCGGAAGCCCAUUUGCCAGAGCCAGGGGGCAAAACGUCACUAUAUUUUAUGUGGACAGAUUGGGAUACUACCCCUGGUACACACCCCAGGGGGCUCCCAUCAAUGGGGGUUUGCCCCAGAACACAAGUCUGCAAGUUCAUCUACAAAAAGUUGACCAAGAUAUUAAUUAUUAUAUCCCCGCUAAAGAUUUUAGUGGACUCGCUGUUAUAGACUGGGAACACUGGCGACCUCAGUGGACCCGGAACUGGGGCGAAAAAAAUGUCUACAGACAGAAGUCAAGAAAGCUCGUUUCUGAUAGGCUGCAGAAUGUAUCUGCUGCUGACAUUGAAGCUCUAGCUAAAGCAGCCUUUGAACAGAGUGCAAACGCUUUCAUGAAGGAAACCAUCGAACUGGGGCUGAAGAGCAGACCCCAUGGUCUCUGGGGUUAUUAUUUAUAUCCUGAUUGCCACAAUUACAAUGUUUAUGCCCCCAACUAUACGGGGUCAUGCCCAGAGAAGGAGGUGUUGAGGAACAAUGAGCUCGCCUGGCUUUGGAACAGCAGUGCAGCUCUGUAUCCUGCCAUCGGCGUCAGGAAAUCUCUCGGGGACAGUGAGAACAUUUUGCACUUCUCACAAUUUCGGGUGCACGAAUCCAUGAGGAUCUCUGCCAUGACGUCCCGUGACUAUGCUCUGCCUGUGUUCGUCUACACAAGGCUGGACUACAGAGACGAACCUUUAUUCUUUCUUUCCAAGCAAGAUCUAAUCAGGACCAUUGGAGAAAGUGCUGCCUUGGGAGCUGCAGGCAUUGUUAUUUGGGGAGACAUGAAUUUAACUUCAUCCAAGGGCAACUGUACACAGGUGAAGCGGUUUGUGAGUUCCGAUUUAGGGAGCUACAUCGUCAACGUGACCAGAGCCGCUGAGAUGUGCAGCCUUCGCCUCUGCAGGAAUAACGGGAGGUGCGUCCGGAAGGCGUGGAAAGCUCCGCAUUACCUCCACUUGAACCCUGCAAGUUACCACAUAGAGGCCUCUGAGGACGGAGAAUUUAAUGUGAAAGGAGAAGCAUCCGAUGCAGACCUGGCAGGGAUGGCGGAGAAGUUUUCCUGUCAUUGUUAUCAGGGCUACGAAGGGGCUGACUGCAGAGACGUGGAGACUGCUGAUACCUGCCCCGGGGUUUCCCCUUCCCCUGGCUCACUGGGGACGCUGUGUCUGCUGGUUUUAGCAGGCUAUUCGAGCAUCUCAUUGUGA